Molecule: messenger RNA, 345 nt
Organism: Aspergillus affinis
Lineage: Eukaryota; Fungi; Ascomycota; Eurotiomycetes; Eurotiales; Aspergillaceae
Product: LYR motif-containing protein
Exons: 1
Coding region: 1-345 (114 amino acids)
Biological process (GO): mitochondrial proton-transporting ATP synthase complex assembly
Cellular component (GO): mitochondrial matrix
Source: RefSeq, a predicted model, not a curated record
AUGUCCAAAACCACCACAACCUACCGCGCCCUCCUCCGCGAACUCCCCCGCCGAAAGCUCUCCUCCCCCACCCCCCUGCACCAGCGCAUCCGAGCCCUCUACCGGGUCCCUAUCUCCGAAACCCAAAGCGCGAGCCAAACAGAGACCGAGGCGCUCCAGAACCGACUCCAUGAGGCAGAGCAGAUGGCGCUGUAUGCGCGCGCGCAACGCACGUAUGCGGCUCUCGUCGAACGGUAUAACCCGGGGAUGACGAUGGAUGAGAAGGAGAAGAUUAGGUUGACUGCGAGGAGGGUUGGGUGGGAUUUGCCGGUUGAGGCUGAAGCUGAGGGGAAGGAGAAGAAAUGA